AUGCUCGCCGCCGCAAUAUCUCGUCUCUCUCGGUCGUCUUCGGCUACUGUUCGCAGCGGAACACUCCUUGCUUCGUGUAGGACACCCCGCACUACGGCACUGAGCAGAGCGUGUACGCGCCACUUCUCCGUCAGUCGAACAAGGUGGAAUACCUCUCAACCCACCGCGAAGACACCAGAGACUUCAGCUCCGUCAGCUCUCGCCACUUCUUCCGAAAUCAAACUUGACGUCCUCGAACCCCGACUUUCCCUCACCUUCACAUGCACCGCGGGCGAAUGCAACGAACGGUCCACCCACACGUUCACGAAACGGGCGUAUGAAAGAGGGAUCGUCCUCGUGGAGUGCCCUGGCUGCAAGAACCGACAUUUGAUUGCUGAUCAUAUUGGGUGGUUCAAAGAGAGCACGGAAGAAGGGAAGCUGAAGACUGUGGAAGAUCUGUUGCGCGCGAGGGGCGAGAAGGUCAGGCGGGGACGGUUAGAUGCAGGUGGUGUCGUUGAGUACGUCGAGUGA
Messenger RNA from Pleurotus ostreatus (oyster mushroom), 510 nucleotides. RefSeq lists its product as uncharacterized. The record is from RefSeq and is a predicted model, not a curated record. Gene Ontology annotation, cellular component: mitochondrion. Gene Ontology annotation, biological process: protein import into mitochondrial matrix; protein folding; protein stabilization. Gene Ontology annotation, molecular function: protein-folding chaperone binding; zinc ion binding. The transcript is spliced from 2 exons. Bases 1 to 510 code for a protein of 169 amino acids. NCBI's taxonomy places the organism in Eukaryota, Fungi, Basidiomycota, Agaricomycetes, Agaricales, Pleurotaceae.